Messenger RNA from Penicillium robsamsonii, 1260 nucleotides. Its product is annotated as putative COP9 subunit 3. The transcript has 4 exons. Lineage: Eukaryota; Fungi; Ascomycota; Eurotiomycetes; Eurotiales; Aspergillaceae. Gene Ontology annotation, biological process: ubiquitin-dependent protein catabolic process. The record is from RefSeq and is a predicted model, not a curated record. The coding region runs from base 1 to 1260 and encodes 419 amino acids. Gene Ontology annotation, cellular component: COP9 signalosome.
AUGACACUCCUCUCGGAUAUUAUCUCUGCAUCGGCACAUUUACACAGCUCUAAUCAGCUACCCAGCGACGAGUAUGACCGCCGGAUCCGCGAGCUAGUUGAAUACUUCAGGCGGCUACAAUCCACCAAAGCUCUCGACUCACUUGCCAGUGAUAAGUCUGUUCUCGAUCCACUGCUAGGCGCUACGCUGGUUAAAGACGCCAUGCUUCGUCUCGAUCCGUCAUGUGCCGUUUUCACUUCGAAUCACCUCUUGCUUGUCCGGCUUUGUCUCCAGGCCAAAGCAUAUUCGUGUGCAUUGCCUGUCUUGAAUAGGCAGAUUUGCCACUUCCCAAUUUCGCUGGGGCGUUCCUCCUCAGAGCCCUCCGUGCCCUGUGCGGAUCACGGGUCAAGUGUAUCCUUUAUGACUGAAGCUUCAGAGGUCUCAUCUAAGCUAUCAUAUCGAGAAUACUUGCAGUACUUUCUUUAUGGUGGUAUGGUAUACAUGGCGUUGAAAGAGUGGCGCAAUGCACUUCAUUUCCUUGGGAUUGUCGUCUCUACCCCGAGUACUAGCUAUGUGAGCAUGAUUAUGGUGGAGGCCUACAAAAAAUGGGUACUGGUAGGCCUACUCGAAAAUGGCAAGCUCUGUUCACCUCCAAGCAUCACAGCACCUCAUGUGGUGAAAGUGUAUCAAUCACUUGCGAGGCCCUAUAUUAUCCUUGCUCAUGCAUUUGAACGUGGAGAUCUGAAAAGACUUAAUGCUGAAAUCGAUGCUGCCACGGGAGUCUGGUGUGCGGACAAUAAUGUCGGUCUCGUUUCCCAGGUACGGGGUGCUUUCUUCAGUCAAACCGUUAUCAAGCUUGGGAAGACUUUCGCAGCUUUAACAGUGGCCGAUCUUUCCAAGCAGGUGGUUGCCUCCCCUGUGUGUGCAGAAGGCAUUGGAUCCGCUGUUUCGUCCCUCAUCGUGUCUCGUGCUUUGAACGCGACAUUGGUGCAGACCAAAGAUCAUGCUGAGUCUUCUAUGCUACGGUUCUCAUCAAUUCAUUCAUUGCCUCGCUUCUCUCAUGAGUUGGACUUACAGUCCCAACUCAGGCAGGAGAUGAGCCUGAUGGAGAGCCUGGUGGUUAAUCUUGGGGAGACCAAUAAUAACCUGGGAUUAAGUGAUGAAUACGUUGAUAGCCUGCAUAAGGGUCAGGUUUGGUCAGGUUCUAGUGAAGUUAAUCCCAUUGUAGGGGGAGAGGCUGGACUUGAGAUGGAUGAAGAUCUGAUGGGUGACAUGUCUUAG